This is a messenger RNA of Aegilops tauschii subsp. strangulata, 1672 nucleotides long. RefSeq lists its product as uncharacterized. Gene Ontology annotation, molecular function: zinc ion binding; nucleic acid binding. The record is from RefSeq and is a predicted model, not a curated record. Lineage: Eukaryota; Viridiplantae; Streptophyta; Magnoliopsida; Poales; Poaceae.
UCCCCUGUCCCAUCCAUCUCACCGCCGCCGCCACUGUUCUCUCGGGAUCCAUCCCGAGCCAACCACUGUCCCUCCUGCCCGAUCCAUCCAGCCAGCGCUCUCCACUGCUCCUCCUCGAUCUAGGUGCCCGCGCCCCCGAUCCAAACCCCCUCUCGAUCUCUCCCCGCCAACUAGUGCCUCCCCUGGAUCCCGCGUCUUCGCGUGCCACGCCGGAGUUCCACCUCGCCGGAGCACAGGACCCCCUCUGCCGCCGGUGAGAUGCCAUGCUGCUGCUCCUCCGUUUUCCCCUGCACCUCCCGUGCCUCACAUCUCCCUCUCGACCUCCUAAUGCAGCGCCAUGGAUGGCUGCAGCCCAAGCUCGCGUCCGACCUCUUCGAUCCGCCUUUGCUCCGCCUCAAGCCGCGUCCUCGCCGGGCCUCUCGCGCGCCUGAGCUCCACCUUGCGUGCCCGCCUCCUCGUCCUCGUGGCCGAAGCAGCCGAACAGGAGGCCGAGCGCCCAAGCCCAGUCCCCGUAGCCUCCCGUCCACGUCGUCUCGUCCCGGACCUCGCCGGAAGGAGCAUCACCACCUCAUCCCUGGAGCCGCCCCUGCCGAAUCCGCGUCCUCGCCAUGCCGAUGAUCCGCCCGUCGUUCCUCACCCGCCCGAGGGCGCCAUCUUCCCCCGUUCCAGCGCGGCUGCUGCCGGCCUCGUCUCUCUGCCAGGGAGACGAGCCCCUCGCUCGUUGACCUCGGCCUCCUCAAGCCCGGCACCGCCAAGCCGCUUCCUCGCCAGUUUCUCCUCCCCGCCACCACCUGCGCCGCCCCGGUCACGCGCCAUCGACCGCGAGACCCGCCGCGCCAAGCCCCUCCAGUCGCCGGUCUCCUUUGCUGCAUCGAGCAGCAUCAGUUCAGGCAGAGGAGGGCGAUGCCUCUGCCUCGACACCUCCCGUUGACCGCGACCCGUGGCCCAGCAAGACACUGCAGCCAGCCCCUCUCCUCCAGCCGGCCCAUGAGGCCUGGUGAGAAACCGCCCCCCCGAGUGCCCAUGUCCUAUUUCGGCCCGUGACUUGUUUUUUUCCUGUGCUGUGAUUUUGUCAUUAAAUCCUGGACAUGCUUAUUAUAGAAAUGCCCCUAUUUUAAACUGCUAAUAACUAUUUAACCAUGCAUCCAAAUAAAACAUGUCAUAUAUGUAACAUGCUUAGAAUUUCAUCUAGUUUCACAAUAUCCCACUUUCAUCCAUGUUUAAAAUGUUUAAAUUACUGUUUGCAUUUAAUUUGCAUAAAUGCCAUGUUAAAAUGAUUUAUUUCAUAACUAAAUAACCGUAACUCGGAUUUUAAUAAACUUCAUAUGUAAAUGGGGUAGAAAAAUGCCUAGUUUAUUUGGUGCACUUUAUUUUGCUGUUUAACAACAUUAAAAUUGUGUUUAUGGCAGAACAGUACCAAAUCUAAAUUAUGACUUGAGGAUUUUCCGGGAAUUGCUGUUUGUCAUUCCGGCCUCAUUUAAAUUGCCUAAAAUAGGUAGUUUCCUUAUGCUUCACCUCUUGCCAUGGUUAAUAACAUUUAAUAUUGUUGGGUACAUAACCGAGAGAGAACUAAAUAAUUGACGUGGUGUUUCGUCAAUAUGCAACCCGUUGCAUAUUGAGCUCCACUUAACUUGUAGUUUCGUUUGUACUUUUGCCAUGCCAUGCCUCAUUA